GGAAAAGUUUGUGUUUGAUUACAAAUCACAAUAUGUGGAGUCAAAAGAACUAAAGUUUGAAUCCUGAUCCUAUCCAAGCUGUUUCAGCUUCCUACCCUUGGUCAUCUACCAGUUCCUUUGUGUUUGAGGCAGAAAUAGGGUAUCCCUGAGGAGGCAGUCAAAAGAAAGUUCUCCAGAACAGAGAGAGCAGUCUGAAGCUGGGGAUGGCGACAGCAUUGGUAACCACUCCUUCCCUGGCUCCUCUGAAUCUGAAGAAGGAGGGACUUCACUUAGUGAAGGAGGAUCACCACUCUACUCGGGAACAGGGGGUCAAGCUGCAAGGAAAUGGCGCAGGCCUCGGGCAGGAGCCAUUGUGCAAACAGUUCAGGCAGUUGCGCUAUGAAGAGACCACAGGACCUCGAGAAGCGCUGAGCCGGCUCCGGGAACUUUGCCGACAGUGGCUGCAGCCCGAGACCCACACCAAGGAACAGAUCCUGGAGCUGCUGGUGCUGGAGCAGUUCCUGACCAUCCUGCCCGAGGAGCUGCAGGACCGGGUGCGGCAGCAUCACCCAGAGAAUGGGGAAGAUGUGGUUGUUGUACUGGAGGAUUUGCAGCCAGAACUGGGAGGAACAGAACAACAGGACCCAAACCAGGCAAAGAAACAGAAAAUGCUUGUGGAGGAGACGGCCCCUCUGAAAGCAGUGCCGAAGCAGCAGGUCCAGCCUGAGGGUGAAAUUCCCAAGCCCAAGAGACAGAAUGGUGAGGAGACAAGGAUUGAGAACGGGAAGCUGGUUGUAGAGACAGACUCCUGUGGAGGAGUGGAAUUACCUGGGAAAAUAUCUGAACCCAAAGAGGCUCAUUAUGAGGACUCUAACUUGGAUAGGCAGCAGGCCAAGGCCAAGGAGAAGACUGACUAUAAAUGCUCAGAAUGUGGGGAGGGGUUCAUCCAGCACUCAGACCUGAUUAAGCAUGAAGGUUCACACACGGGAGAAAAGCUCUGUGAAUCUGAAGUGUGUCAGAGUUCUAGUCUUACUGGACAUCAGAAAAUCCACUGCAGAGAGAAAGGUCAUCAGUGUCAUGAGUGUGGGAAAGCCUUUCAGAGAAGUUCACACCUUGUCAGACAUCAGAAAAUCCAUCUUGGCGAGAAGCCUUAUCAGUGCAAGGAGUGUGGAAAAGUCUUUAGCCAGAAUGCAGGCCUUUUGGAACAUCUCAGAAUCCAUACUGGAGAGAAACCUUACCUGUGUAUCCACUGUGGAAAGAACUUUCGGCGCAGUUCUCACCUUAAUCGACACCAGAGAAUUCACAGUCAGGAGGAGCCCUGUGAGUGCAAGGAGUGUGGGAAAACCUUUAGUCAGGCCCUGCUCCUCACCCACCAUCAGAGAAUCCACAGCCACUCCAAAAGCCAUCAGUGUAACGAGUGUGGGAAAGCCUUCAGUUUGACCUCAGACCUUAUUCGACACCACAGGAUUCACACUGGAGAAAAACCUUUCAAGUGUACUAUAUGCCAGAAAGCCUUCCGACUAAACUCACACCUUACUCAACAUGUGAGAAUCCACAACGAGGAAAAACCGUAUGAGUGUAAUGAAUGUGGAGAAGCCUUCAGGCAGAGAUCAGGUCUUUUUCAACAUCAGAGAUAUCAUCACAAAGACAAACUGGCUUGA
Messenger RNA from Physeter macrocephalus (sperm whale), 1640 nucleotides. RefSeq names its product zinc finger and SCAN domain containing 26 (gene ZSCAN26). Gene Ontology annotation, biological process: regulation of transcription by RNA polymerase II. The record is from RefSeq and is a predicted model, not a curated record. Bases 204 to 1640 code for a protein of 478 amino acids. Lineage: Eukaryota; Metazoa; Chordata; Mammalia; Artiodactyla; Physeteridae. Gene Ontology annotation, cellular component: PcG protein complex; chromatin; transcription regulator complex. Gene Ontology annotation, molecular function: DNA-binding transcription factor activity, RNA polymerase II-specific; RNA polymerase II cis-regulatory region sequence-specific DNA binding. The transcript has 4 exons.